Molecule: messenger RNA, 2686 nt
Organism: Prunus persica (peach)
Lineage: Eukaryota; Viridiplantae; Streptophyta; Magnoliopsida; Rosales; Rosaceae
Product: zinc finger protein CONSTANS-LIKE 9
Exons: 6
Coding region: 716-1972 (418 amino acids)
Molecular function (GO): zinc ion binding; protein binding
Source: RefSeq, a predicted model, not a curated record
UCUGUAAUAGAUUUCUUCUGAGUUUUUCCUAUGUUGGUGGGUCUGUUGAUAUGCUAGACAUGGCGAGAGAUUGGUCCUUAAAUUACCCUUUUCUUCAUUUUGGUUCCAUGAGAAGUAUGAAGCUAGUCUUUGUGAUUUAGUCCUUCAAUUCUGUUUUCUUUUUGUGGGGCUGGAAACUUGUUAAUCUGUUCACUAAAAAGCUCAUCUCUUUUGUUUCUGGGUGAUGCAAAGUUGUCAAAUUUGUUCACUUUUUUUUACUUGCUGCUUUCAUUUCUUUGUUUUCCAUUAUCUGCAAAUCUUGUUUGUUUUAUUUUUUCGAUGAAAAUUUCUUUGCUUCUCUUUAUUACUAAAAAUAAACUUAUUUGUGAAGCUGUUUUUUGAAAUCAUGUUUUUUGUUUCCUUCACAUAAUUUUUUUUGUGUUAUCAUUUCAUAUGCUGAAGCUGAAAUAAUUUUGGAUCCUUAUUCCCUGCGUUUGACAAAAUCUUUUUUCUUUUUUUAAAUUCAUUUUCAAGUUUUCAGAUUAGUACUCGAACCAUCUCUUAGACGAGAAAAAGUUGAUCUGGAAAGUUUUAUGCGCGGCCAUGAGGUUGCACUAAGACACACUCAGCAGAAUUGUGGUCUUUCUAAAAAGCUGGUUUCAGUUAGAUUGAUAAAUUGUUUGGACAAAACUGGACAAGUUUUGAUUAGAAGAGGAGAGAAAGAGUCAGUCGAAACAUGGGUUACAUAUGCGAUUUUUGUGGGGAUCAAAGGUCCAUGGUGUAUUGCCGGUCUGAUGCGGCGUGCUUAUGUUUAUCAUGUGACCGAAAUGUCCACUCUGCAAAUGCCCUGUCUAGGCGUCAUUCAAGAACACUUCUUUGUGAAAGAUGCAAUUCACAACCCGCAUUAGUAAGAUGCACAGAAGAAAGAGUGUCUCUUUGUCAGAAUUGUGAUUGGAUGGGUCAUGGAACAUCUACCUCAGCUUCAGCACAUAAGAGGCAAACGCUCAAUUGUUACUCUGGCUGCCCAUCAGCUUCUGAACUGUCUUCUAUCUGGUCAUUCGUUUUAGAUUUACCUGCUGCAGGCGAAUCUGCUUGCGAGCAGGAAAUGGGAUUGAUGAGCAUCGCAGAGAACAGCACUGGAAGUGCUUGGAGCCCUCCAGAAAGUAACGCUAAACAAAAUGCAUCUGGUACAGUUGAAGUGAAUGGUGUACGUUCCGUUGAUAAGUCCGGUGUUCUUGUUGGUUCCUCUUCGGUGCCUGAACUUAACCCUGCUACUCAUGUUGUUGGCCAGCAGGCCGGAUCUGAAAAUGCAACAUUGCCUAAGUUAUUCUGUCAUGGGACCAAAGGUCCUGCAAUCCCUGAAGAUGAUGACCUUUAUGAUGAUUUCGAUAUGGAUGAAAUGGAUUUGAAUCUUGAAAAUUAUGAAGAAUUAUUUGGUGUAUCUCUGAAUCACUCUGAAGAGCUUUUCAAGAAUGGUGGGAUUGAUAGCUUGUUUGGGGCAAAGAACAUGUCCAGGGGUAAUUCCAAUUAUCAGGAUGUGGGUGCUGCUGAGGGGUCUUCAGUUGGACUGGUAAAUGCUUUACAGCCAGCAUGCAGUAAUGCUGCCUCUGCUGAUUCUGUAAUGAGUACGAAAACUGACCCAAUUAUUUGUUUUCCGGCAAAACAAGCACAAUCAAACCUUUCAUUUUCGGGUGUUACUGGAGAGAGUAGUGCUGGAGAUUGUCAAGACUGUGGGGCUUCCUCAAUGCUUCUCAUGGGAGAGCCGCCAUGGUGUCCUCCAUGCCCUGAGAGUUCCAUGCAAUCAGCUAACCGUAGUAAUGCUGUUAUGCGUUACAAGGAAAAGAAGAAGGCACGCAAGUUUGACAAAAGGGUGAGGUAUGCUUCUCGCAAAGCAAGGGCUGAUGUAAGAAAGCGUGUGAAAGGGCGCUUCAUUAAAGCUGGUGAAGCUUAUGAUUAUGACCCCUUGAACCAGGCCAGAACCAGAAGCUACUGAUGAUAAGCUGUAUGAUUGUAUCACAGGGCCUUGGUUUCCAUCGGGAGAAGAGGGUUGAUGCAAAAAGCCAGGUUCUGGUGCUUCACUAAUGAAGUGGAGGAGCAGAUUUCUGACUCCACAUCACCAUAACAGAUUGACAGAUAAUGACAUUAUCCGGAUCGCAUAGCCUGUCCUGUCCUUUAAGCUAUGAGCUUUCCUCACCUGUUCUGUUUCUCUGGGCAAAGUUCAUCUGUUCAAUCAUUCUCCAGGGAGGAUUCAUGUUGGUCUUCCAGCCAUAAUAUGCUUCGUGUUGAUUAUCUCAGUUAUUAUAUUUUUGUCCUGCUGGUCUGAUGACCUCUAUAAAAAGUGCCUGCCAUGACAUCUUGGGUGGCCAAACUUGUAAUUGCCUUGUCAGUAGAAUAGCCUGCAAUUAUUUCCUUCGCUUUUUCUGUUCAUUUGACAUGCACAGGAUCUGUAUGUAUGCCAGUUGAGUGUUAUGAGAUCUGACCUAAAACCAUUGUUGGGCAGACUUUAAACUUGAAGUUGUAAAUUGCAGUUUCUUUUUUUGUGGACCUGGUUACACAGGUUACACAGGAACAGAGGAUGGUUACUUAUGCAGUUAGGGGAGAAUAGUUUGUAAUAUCUUUAUACCAAUAGGGGAGGGGGUGUUAUUUGUUUUUGUUGCCAUCAAUGUAAAAGGUUUUUUCAAUUGGAAUACAGUUCACCUUGUAACUA